Molecule: messenger RNA, 2089 nt
Organism: Hermetia illucens (black soldier fly)
Lineage: Eukaryota; Metazoa; Arthropoda; Insecta; Diptera; Stratiomyidae
Gene: Amt
Product: putative ammonium transporter 2
Exons: 5
Coding region: 129-1886 (585 amino acids)
Biological process (GO): ammonium transmembrane transport; ammonium homeostasis
Cellular component (GO): membrane
Molecular function (GO): ammonium channel activity
Source: RefSeq, a predicted model, not a curated record
UAAUUGCUUGCAAUUUGCUACACAUGAGACCUUUCAUUUCUUCCCGAUUAAUGUGGUAAACAGUAGUCAGUUGGUAUUUUUGUUUCUUGUGGAUCGGUUCGAAAAGAAUUACUAUAUCAAUCGCGAAUAUGUCGCGAAGUAUUUUUGGGGCAGUAAACGUUACAGCAUCACAAGCCACCGCCUUGAAGGGGGUAAUACGGAAUAGCAGUUAUGUUAUUCCUGGCGUUUACGAUCUUAGCACAGAGGAUACAAAUUGGGUGCUGACUUCGUCCUUUAUUAUCUUCACAAUGCAAACUGGAUUCGGUAUGUUGGAAUCAGGCUGCGUCUCAAUCAAAAACGAAGUGAACAUCAUGAUGAAAAACGUUAUCGAUAUCGUCCUCGGCGGAUUCACCUACUGGCUCUUCGGCUACGGGAUGUCCUUCGGACGCGGGCCACUUUCGAAUCCAUUCAUAGCCAUCGGUGACUUCCUUCUAGAUCCACCGGUUGGAGAUCCAUUGAUGGGACAAAUCUUUGCAGCAUUUCUAUUUCAACUCUCAUUUGCCACGACAGCGACAACAAUCGUGAGCGGAGCUAUGGCUGAAAGAUGUAACUUUAAGGCAUAUUGUUUAUUCUCGUUUCUGAAUACGGCAGUCUACUGCAUACCAGCGGGUUGGGUGUGGGGCGAGCAUGGAUUCUUGAACAAUUUGGGGGCAGUUGAUAUUGCAGGGAGCGGACCUGUGCAUUUAAUAGGUGGAGCUUCAGCCUUCGCUUCGGCCGCAAUGCUGGGCCCUCGAUUGGGCAGAUAUUCAGAAGGAAUUAGUCCAUUGCCACUGGGAAAUCCGGUCAAUGCUUGUAUGGGAUUGUUCGUUCUAUGGUGGGGCUGGUUGGCCUUCAAUUCCGGAAGCACAUACGGUGUUAGCGGAUCUAAGUGGCAAUAUGCCGCUCGUGCGGCUGUUAUGACCAUGAUGGGAUCAUUCGGAGGUGGUGUGGUUAGUGUCUUCUAUUCUCUGUUUCUGAACGACGGCCGAUUAGAUAUAAUCGACUUGAUAAACGGAAUUCUAGGAUCACUAGUCUCAAUCACCGCAGGAUGUUUUCUGUACAACGCAUGGGAAGCGCUUCUCAUUGGAAUGUUAGGAGCGUUGUUAGCUUGUUUGACUAUGCCUCUUUUUGAUCGGAUGGCAGUAGACGAUCCAGUUGGGGCGAGCAGCGUUCACGGGGUGUGCGGAAUCUGGGGUGUUAUAGCUGUAGGACUAUUCGCAGACAAUCCUAUUCCACUGGGAACCACAAAUGGUCGUUCAGGAUUAUUCAAAGGCGGCGGCUGGUAUCUCCUCGGAGUGCAAUCUCUGGCAGCUCUUUGCCUAGCAUGCUGGGGGGUCUGCUCAACAGUCCUUCUUCUUUGGUUCAUCAACAAAAUUAUCCCGAUUCGAAUGGAUCCUAAUGAAGAACUUCUCGGAGCUGAUUUAAUGGAACAUAGAAUCCGACAUUCUCAAAUCGGUCUUUCUCGUGCCAUUUCCGCACUGGCCCCAUUACAAGUGGAUCUCAGUGAAGUUGCUGGAAUUCAACCAAUCGGCUUGAAUCCAGGACAUGAACGAGGUUUGGCAGAACUUCGAGCAGCUGAAGAUAAAUUGAAUCAGUGGCAUGCAUAUGUGAAUAGGAUGACGCCGAAACGACGCUCCCAAAAAGCAAGUGGUUCAGCGCUUAUAACCAAGUCGGCUGUGGGGAAGAAGGGGCUUGUAUCCGGAAAUAUUCUUACAAGAAAAUUUAAAGGUAAAAAGUCAAAGAAAUCACAACAUGCUGACAAUUUUAUAGCUGGUGGUACGUAUAAACAGAAUAAUAAUGACAUUUCAACAAUAUCAAAUGUGAAUAAUGAUGCGAAAGUUGAACCCACUUUUGCCUGGGUAGAUUGAAACUCUGUGAAUUUGGCAAGAGGUUCUAAUUGUAAAGAACGCUAGGAUAAUUAGUAUAAACUUGAGAGAAAAGAUUAAGAAAAAAAAUCUAUAGAAACUCAGAUGAUGUACAUAUUUGGAUUAGUGCUACCAAGUAAAGACAACUUUUUGUUCAAACAGUAAUCAGCGAAUAAGGUGCAAAAAGUACGCAUAAAUUGCGUAAA